UCUAAGUGCCUUAAUGUCUCAAUUUUCAAAAUUCAUACGUUAUUCCAAUGGUCUCAGACUGUCCAGAGAUAUUGGUAAACAUUAUCAACUCUCCCAAAUCCAAAAACUAGAGUGCUAAAACCUAAAUUUGUAAUGUCAUAGGGUAUAAAGUAUUGAGCUGCUCCAUAGACAAUGAAUGGGGAAAGCUGUUAUAGUUGACAAGAGUAUUAUUUUGGGCUAUUGUCUUUAUUGUAGCACAGCUUGAGAACGACAGGAAAGAGGGCAGAGAGAAGGGUGAUGCCACACAGCAAAGGGCCACAGGUUGGAAUCGAACCUGCGCUGCAGCUAGGACUCGGCAUAUAUUGAGUGAAGACUCGACCAGACGCCACAGCCUUGCCCCCCCGUGCGCCCUCUUUGCAGACAAAAAGCUGCACUACCCCACCAGGUCUGAGCAGACGCUUCAACUCAGCCCUCGUCUGUGUCAUCCAUCAGUGAAAACAGCUCUUCAAGUUAGCAGGUGACCUGUCCCCUCCCCGGUGUCCCAGCAGGCAGGCAUGGCAGACGGUCGGCAGCCAGAUGAGCACUGGUCCUCAAACGGCCAGGAGAACGGCGAGAAUGGCUACUCCACCUAUAGCUCUGCCUACAGGGAGAAUGGAUACCACGGCGGGGCAGCUGCACAUCCUGGAACGACAGUGGAUGACUCAGCCAAUUUGCCUCCCUCCCCUCCCCCCUCUCCAUCCGCUGAGCAGAUUGGGCCCGUGGCACAAGCCCAGCCAGAAGAAUGUAUCAGUAAGGAAUCUUGUGAGUCUGCUGUGAAAGAAGAUGAACCUCAAGUGGCAUCGCUACCAGAGAAGCAGCUGGCGGCUGAAAGAGCAACACCUGAAGGUGCAGAACUCGCCUUGAAUGAACCUCCCUCUCCUUCUGUGAAAGAGAAAGAACUCUCUGACACCUCCGCAACUGAACAGGGUAAGCAAGACAGACAAGAUGUAGCAGAAGAGGGUGCUAAGAGCCACCUGCUCGUUGAGACCAAAGAAAAAGAAGCAAAACAAUCUCUACUGACAGAGGAGUUAUCAAAUCUUGAGGAUAAAGACAAAGAGGGAGUAAUUUUAUCCACCAAAUCAGAAGCCCCUUUGAAUGAAAGCAAGGAUAAACCAGACACCAUUGAGGAGACAAAUAAGGAGAGCCAAGAUAGUGCCAGUGACGACAGACUGCAUGAGACGCCAGUAACUAACAUUCAAAAAGAGGACCAAAGGCAAGAAACAGUCGAGUUAAGUCCAGAACCUGGCACUGAGUUGAUAGAGACCUCGGAUAUUUUUGUAGAACAUGAGCUUGGAGCAAAAACUUACUUUGAGACAUCAUCAAAAAGCCCCGAAGAGGAGUCAUCACAAACCCAGAGCUAUUACGAGCUCAGCACAGCAGCAGAGAAAAAGUUAAGUGAGGAAACUGAAAGCACUGUGCAGAAGCUUGAGGAACAACAGGAGAGUAAAGUCAAAAUAUAUCCUGGUAAAAUGGCACUAGACCAAAGAAGCCUCUCCCUAAACAUUAAUGUUGGGUCUGUGGCAGGACAGACAGUAAAGGGAGAGAAGUCAAGAACCUUGUGUCCAAUUAGUGGAAGCUUUGAUGAAUCUGAGGUUUACCCUUCAACACCAGCUGUGGAGAGCCAACACCAGUUUCCUCCAGCAGUCUCCAUUACCCCAACUACCACCGAAUCACCUGAAGAUACCCCCAUCAAGGCCGACACACCUUAUCCCACUGAUAAGCACAAAUGUUUUGAGCAUUCAGGCAGCCUUUCUGAAAUGUUGGACCUGGCUGGAGAUCUGCCUCGACCUUCAUUAGAGAGAAUGGAGGUUGACCACAUGAGGCGAAAGUCUGUGCCCGCCAAUGUGUCAGCUCUGGUGGGGAGUUCUUUGGCCAAGCUUGCUUUGGAAGAUCAAACCCCGCGAGUUGUUGGAGGGGAAAGCCAGCUGGAGGAACUGGGCUACUGUGUCUUCAAUGAGUACUCAGGGCCAAUGCCUUCCCCUGCUGAUGUACCCAGCCCCGGGGACUCUCCGCACCAACGUUUCCCUUCUAUGGAGAGCGAAGCUGAGGAGGAGCUCGGGGCCACGGAAGUUGAAGGUGAUCAAAAAGGAACUCAACAACAAGAUCAGAAAGAAAGCAUCCCGGAUAUUUCUCAAAAAACAGUGACUGAAAAGAAAGAUCCACCAGUAAAGAGUAGCUUGAUUCUUGAAAGAGCCGUGACAAGUGGAGUAAAGCCUGAUCGUCUAAGAAUCCCGAUGACUUCUUCAAAUAAUAGACUAAAUGAGUUUCGUUUGGAGAGUGGUCUGCCUGGUGACAUAAAGAUCCAAGCCAUCCCAGAAGUAGAUGUUGAAAAGGACCCAUCCAGAGAGGCUUCUCCCAUCCCACCAGACAGCUCCUUUACUUUCAGCCCUGUGGAAACUGGAAGCAAAGUUCCCCUAACACCCACCACCCCCAAGUCCCCAAAUGAUACGCCCUCAGAAGUCACUGGAGAGAAGACAGGGGAGGAUGUCCUACCAGAGGUCAAAUCAGAGAACGAUCCAAAGUCGGAGACAAUUAAAGAGAAACCGACAGAGGUAGACAAAGGAAUGCAGAAAUCUAAACAGGAGGAAUCGCAAGAAAGGAAGGAUGAACCAGAAAUUGCAAACACAGACACACCGUCAGCACCAUCUCGGUCUUCAGAAGAGAGCACAGAAAAAGAUGACGAAAAGAUUCAAAGUGAGCAUGGGACACCUACAACAUUAGAAAGAAUAGAAAAAGAAGAGACCCCAAAAGCUGUUCAGGAUGUAAUCACCGAAAAGUGCUUAGCUGAGAAAGAUUCCCGAGUCCAGUUACAGGAAGCGACUACGGAUAAAGUCGCACCAAAGCCACAAAUAUCCUCCCCAGUCAUCAUUAUACCUCAAGCACAAGUAGAGGAAGAAGCAGACGAAGAAGAUGAUAUUGAGAUUGCCGAAGAGCCUCAAGAGGUAAUGGAUGACGUGCCUGUGCCCCCCAAGACUGAUCAAAUAGAGAAGAGUCCAAUCAAGGUGAGGCUGACAGUAGGCGAUCAAAGUGUCGACGAAGAUCCAAAGUCUGGAGCAGAAGAAUGGAGUCACAGUGCGCAAAACAGUGACGAUGGGGAGCCUGCGACAGACAGUUCUCAUUUGUCUCCAUGCUCUGAUCAUGAUCUUUCACAGCAACCAGAUGAAGGCAAUAGGGAUGAGGGGAUGGGAGAAGAUAAAGUAAAAGAUGAUGCGCAGAUUAGUCGAAAUGAAGGGACAAAAAAGGAGGCUGAGGUGGUCGAGAGUGACCUCACAGUGGAACAGCAAGUGGAGGAAGUUGGUUCAGAUGGCAUGGGUGAAGAGAAAGAAAAGAAAACAGUGGAGGUUGAGGGGGAGGAGAGGACGGGUGAAGAAGUGGUGGAGGAGAAAGACAUAGAGAUUGCUCAGGAGGUGGAAGAGACGUCUGGUGAGCUCUGCCAGACCAUUCAGGCAGCUAAUGAUGAAACCACCAUGGACGUCUCCAUCCUAGAUACAGACAGUGGCUGGAUGGACUCACAAGAUGAUGACAAAAGUAUCAUGACUGAGCAAAUCGAAGCCCUUCCUCAGGUCCAGAGUCCUACCAGUACACCUGUGGUAGACAGACCCGCUAAACGGGCCCCUGGCAGAGGAAGGGGCCACGCUGGUACCACUGAGAGUAAAGUGUCCCGCAAAGUACCGAGCCACCAUCCACCAAGAGAGGAUAUGAAGAAGAAAAAAGCUGUGAGGAGGGCUGACCAGAAUAAGGUGUCAGCCCUCCAAAGUCGCUCUCCGUCUCGAAAGAGUGUAGCCAAAGUGGCAGCCAGACAUCCUAGGCCUGCUCUGCUUCACGGCUCUGCUAGACGCAAGGCCACAGGUAUGGAAAGCCAUCAGCCCCUCAGUGUGGCUCACCAGUCCAGGGAGAGGACCACUGAGAGAGCAUACCGCAGCCCAGAGAAGAGGUCGUCUCUGCCCAGGCCGGCCAAAUCUCUGACACGCCACAUCCCUGCUGCUGAACAAGAAGACAGCACCCCCUCCAGGCCAACCUCGAUCCAGUCCAGAGCGGACAGCAGGUCUGGAAGAACUCCUGGUAUGGCAGGUACAGAGUCUGCACGUUCCCGAUCAGUCCGUAGCGGCGCCUCCACCCCUGGCUCCUCCGCUGUCACCCCAGGCACGCCCCCCAGCUACUCCUGCCGCACGCCCGGCUCCCGCACUCCCGGCAGCCACACACCCAAGUCCUUCAGCGUCCUCCAGGAGAAGAAGGUGGCGGUGAUCCGAACCCCGCCCAAGUCGCCGUCCUCCGCCCAGCGGCAGCUGAAGGUUCUCAAUCAGCCCCUGCCUGACCUGAAGAAUGUAAAGUCCAAGAUCGGCUCCACCUCCAACCUCAAGCACCAGCCGAAAGGAGGACAGGUCAUGAUUCCAAGUGUUAAACUGGACUUUAGCCACGUUCAGGCUAAAUGUGGCUCCCUGGACAAAAUCCAGCACGCAGCAGGCGGGGGAAACGUCCAAAUCCAGUCCAAGAAGAUCGACUUGAGCCACAUCACCUCCAAAUGUGGCUCCAUGUCCAACAUCCACCACAGACCAGGAGGAGGUAAUGUGCGCAUCGAGAAUGUGAAGCUAGACUUUAAAGACAAGGCCCAAGCCAAGGUCGGCUCCCUUGGCAACACCAGCCAUGUUCCUGGAGGCGGGAAUGUUAUGAUCGAGAGCCACAAACUGUCCUUCCGGGAAACAGCCAAAGCUCGGGUGGAUCACGGCGCAGAAAUCAUCAUCACCCACUCCCCUGGCAUUGAGACAGGCGGCACUUCCCCUCGCCUCUCCUCCUCUGGCAGCAUCAACAUGAUGGAGUCGCCCCAGCUCUCCACGUUGGCCCAGGAUGUCACCGCUGCCCUGGCCAAGCAGGGCUUAUGAGCGGGCUGCCUCCACCUCGGAUACCCUCCAAAAAAUCGUUGCUCCUCUUCCCAUCAAUUUCACUCAUAAGCAUCCAGUGUUCUCCCCUCACUUCAACAUGAUCCCCACAGUAGUUGAUUGAUGUCUCUUCCAUCAACGACCCUUACAGCUGGAUUUUAAAAACUGAUUAUUCCUCACAGGAACACACCCAGUCACUCUUUAUUUCUCAUUCAUUUUCACUCAAAUAUGGACUUUUCUGUUUCCUUUAAGAUAGGCUGAAAGGUUUAAAUGGAUGUGUUUGUCUAAGAUGGCAGUUUUGCGAUUCUACAGUGAUUUUUGUAGCGUGAAAAGCAUCACAUUCCACGUGUACGGGGAUAAAUGGCAACUCAUGCAUCAUGUUCAGAAUUUAUACGGUACUGAAUGCGAGAAAUAGCUACUAGACGCUAGUCUUAAAGAUACAACAGUGCGAGAGACUUAAGUUACAAAAAAAAAAGGCGCGUAACUAUACCUGCAAAAGAAUGGCUGAUGAGCAUGUCUGCUAAAAUGUGACAUGACAGGAAUUUUUGUUAGUUAAUCUUAUGAUUUCCUGUUAUGUGCUGAAUUGUUGGACAAAUUGUGUUU
This is a messenger RNA of Plectropomus leopardus (leopard coralgrouper), 5498 nucleotides long. NCBI's taxonomy places the organism in Eukaryota, Metazoa, Chordata, Actinopteri, Perciformes, Serranidae. The record is from RefSeq and is a predicted model, not a curated record.